This is a messenger RNA of Pyricularia grisea, 1543 nucleotides long. RefSeq lists its product as uncharacterized. Gene Ontology annotation, cellular component: actin cortical patch. The record is from RefSeq and is a predicted model, not a curated record. Gene Ontology annotation, biological process: actin cortical patch localization; actin filament bundle assembly. The coding region runs from base 326 to 1543 and encodes 405 amino acids. The transcript has 4 exons. Lineage: Eukaryota; Fungi; Ascomycota; Sordariomycetes; Magnaporthales; Pyriculariaceae. Gene Ontology annotation, molecular function: phosphatidylinositol binding; actin filament binding.
CAUUUCAAGUGCCAUUUAGAUAGGUUCCGGAGGUUCCACAUUCCACUCAUGAAAGACGGGAAUUCCUGAGGCUGGGCGCUGAUGUUUGCCCAGGCUCAUUGAGGCUCACAACCCCACCAACUUGGGUACCUUAGCUAGCUGUCAAAAGAAGUCACGGUCACUCUUGUUGAUCUAAUCGUGCCUUUCCCCUCACACAAUCCGUCCCCAGACGUAGGCAAAGUUGCUGAAGAAUCUAACCGACUGGGCUGGCGACCGUCUCCGUAUUGAUAGAGAGUGUGAGGUUUCAUUAGUUUCUUUCUAGUUUGAAACAAUUAAAUCCUUCACGAUGGGCAUCAACAAUCCUCUCCCAUCGUCUAUGGCGUCGGAGUGCAAGAAAUGCGGCAAGAUUUUGGCGUCUUUUAUCGAUCCGCGCCAAGCAUAUGGUCCCGACAAGGUCAUACCGCCACACAUUUUGGCAGAGGCCAAGGGACUUGCCAUCCUCACCGUCAUCAAGGCUGGUUUUGUGGGCAGUGCUCGGUUCGGCAGUGGUCUUGUGAUCGCCCGCCUUCCGGAUGGCUCGUGGAGCGCCCCGAGCGCCAUCGCCACGGGCGGCGCCGGCGUGGGCGGACAGAUCGGCUUCGAGCUGACCGACUUUGUGUUUAUCCUUAAUGAUGCCGCCGCCGUCAAGACCUUCAGCCAGAGCGGCAGCCUGACCCUCGGCGGCAACGUCUCCAUCGCCGCCGGCCCCGUCGGUCGCAACGCCGAGGCCGCCGGCGCCGCCAGUUUGCGCAGCGUCGCGGGCAUCUUCAGCUACUCAAAGACCAAGGGUUUGUUCGCCGGUGUCUCGCUCGAGGGCUCUGCCAUCGUCGAGCGCAAGGACGCAAACACCAAGAUGUACGGCCGCCCCAUCAGCGCGCAGGAGCUACUGACGGGCGGAGAGCGGGCUCCCCCGGCCGCCGCUCCGCUCAUCAACAUCCUCACCUCGCGCGCCUUCAGUGGCGCCGGCCGCAGCGGGUCCUUCAACGACGGCAUGUACAAUGAUACUCCCCAGUACGACAGCCACCGCGAUAACGUUGUCUGGGAGGGUCGGAGGGGAAGCGCGCACGGGGAGGCAGCAUCGUCGAGAGAUGCGGGAGCAGGGGCCAGUGAGUUUGGUGCGCCGAAGCGGUCUGCAACAUGGCAGCACAAUACCUCCAACAACAGCGAUGUAUACGAGCCUCCCCGAUUCGGCGCAGCUGGAGUAUCAAGGUCGAACACCGUGAACGAUGCGAGGACCACUUCGGCAUUUGGUGCCUCUGCUGCUGCUGGUGCCGCCGGGUCUCGUGGCCCAAAACCUCCGGUUGCUCCGAAGCCCAAUUUUGCCAGCAAGCAGGCACUGCUCCAAAAGAACCAGGCCGUAGCCCUCUUCACCUUCGAAGCCGACCAACCAGGAGACCUCGGUUUCAAGAAGGGUGAGAUUAUCACAGUGGUCAAGAAGACAGACAGUGAUAAUGAUUGGUGGACCGGCAUGAUAGGUACCAGGCAUGGUACUUUCCCAAGCAAUUAUGUCAAGAUGCAAUCGUGA